CCGCGGCUUCCCGUGGAGGUCUGGGAACGGAUCAUCGACCACAUAGCUACGGAAUGGGAUAUCUAUCAUACUGAAACCGACCAGCCACAUUUGAACACUCUCGCAUCCUGCGCGCUCGUAUGCCAAGACUGGUACUACCUCACGUGGUAUCAUCUUCGUGAACGCGUACAUUUACAAGACCGGAAGGAAGUGGUCUUGCUUUCCAAGACAGUCCGCGCAAGACCUCGCCUCCGUGAGGUCAUUCAACAGGUCGUCAUAUCGGGUGGUUCUCCCGGGGAGCGUCAGCCGAUCCGGCACCUGGGGACGUUUGCCGCUAUGCUCGCGGGCAAGGCUCCGAAUAUGUCGAGGAUCAGCAUUGAAGAUGCUGAGUGGACCAUCGGCUUGGUCCGAACACAUGACAUCGGCUACCUAGCUGCGUUCAACUGCAUUGACACUCUAAACAUCGUUAAUGUCACCUUGUCGAGCGCCGCCCAGCUUCGUCACCUCGUUUCAGCACUCCCGCGGCUUAUGAAUCUAUGGUGC
Fomitopsis serialis is the source of this 522-nucleotide messenger RNA. RefSeq lists its product as uncharacterized. The annotation marks the transcript as partial. The transcript has a single exon. The record is from RefSeq and is a predicted model, not a curated record. Lineage: Eukaryota; Fungi; Basidiomycota; Agaricomycetes; Polyporales; Fomitopsidaceae.